Molecule: messenger RNA, 795 nt
Organism: Moneuplotes crassus
Lineage: Eukaryota; Ciliophora; Spirotrichea; Euplotida; Euplotidae
Source: the annotation of a GenBank genome assembly
AUUCUAACAAAAUGGCUGAACGGAAGGUCCUGGUGAAAUACUAUCCUCCUGAUUUUGAUCCUGACAAGUUGUACAAAGCCAAGAAGCUUAGAGACAUGGUUCCGAAGAAGGAGCAGAGCGAAGGCAAGAAAUAAAGGAGUUUCAGUCCGAAUGAUGCUUCCUAUGAGUGUCAGGUGCAAGACUUGUGGAGAGUUCAUGAAAAUUGGGACUAAGUUUAAUAUGAGAAAAGCUACUGUAGAGGACGAGGAUUACCUUGGAAUCGCUAUUUAUCGGUUCCAUUGGAAAUGCAAGCGAUGUUCUGGUGAACUCACUAUGAAAACCGACCCUAAAAAUUCAGACUAUGUCUGUGAAUUUGGAGCUACGAGAAAUUAUGAGCCUUGGAGAGAUCAGAGAUGCGCAGAGACUGCCAAAGCUGCCGUCAGAAAGCUAGAAGAGCAGAACGAUAUCCUGAAGAGUCUUGAGAAUAAAACUUAUGACUCUAAAAGAGAGAUGGAGAUUUUGGACAACCUUGAAGAAGUCAGGCAUCUUAACAAGAGGCAUGCCAACGUUAACCAUGAGGAUAUGAUUGAAGCCUCUAGGAAGCAAUACAUGCAGUCCUUGCAAGAAGACGUGCUACAGAAGGAUGCUAAGGAGCAAUUCUCAAAGCUCAGAAGGAAGAGAGAGGAAAUGAUGGAACAAGACGCCAUUUUUGAACGAAAGGAAGAAGAUGAUGAAAAGAAAUGAAAUCAAUGGUGAAGCCAGACCCAAUCAAAAGUUCUAGCGGGCCAGUAUUUAAAAGACCUGCUGUGAAGCUAA